Lolium perenne is the source of this 1807-nucleotide messenger RNA. The record is from RefSeq and is a predicted model, not a curated record. NCBI's taxonomy places the organism in Eukaryota, Viridiplantae, Streptophyta, Magnoliopsida, Poales, Poaceae.
AAGAAUUUUUAAUUGUAUUGCAGUAGUGAUAUAUGAUCAGGUAAUAUGUUUUUUAGAAACACGGAACAAACGCAGACGCUCACAUACACGCGCAUACACUCAUCCCUAUGAACGCACACACGCACACCCACCCCUAUGAGCACCUUCGGAAGACUGAGCAGGUAGACCGGAUCUUGAAAUUGAUAAAAUCACUAUAUGCACCUCGCUGGUGACGGGAAUGUCGUCUCACACUGAAAAAAUAUUCCGCCUUUAUGAGACACACAUAUAUUAAACCUAAGGUUUGAAUCUCUGCUGGGCUGGGGGUACAACCACCGUCCUAACCAUCCAACCACAAAUUGGUUCUCAAUCAGGUAAUAUCUAAACCACUCUGAUUAAGCCGGUUAAUUGGUAUGUACAAAAGAAUGCUACCAAUUAUUUGAAAAUUGUGAUACAGUGCAGGAUUGUACGCAUAGGUGACCAUUUGUUUAUGUGUUCUCAUAUAUAUGCUAGUCCCCCUAGGGAUGUGGGUGUAGCUUUCUUUGAUGUCGUAGUUAUUUAUUUCUUUUAAGGUAGGACACAUCAACCAUGAUAGAAAAAUACAAUAUAACUAUUUAUAUAAUUUUGACAGCAAAAAUUAUGUUUCCGAGUUAACUUCCUUACACUGAAGCACAGUUUUCUUUUAUUGUUGAGAAACACGUCCAUUCCUACUUGUGAAUAUUCAUUUUUGAAGAAGAUUAUUCAUUGGUGGUAAAAUGGAUCAAAUUUAGUUCAGGAAUUACAUCAGAUAAAAAAAUGUUAUACUCUAUUUAAUGCAAGGAUAAAUCAUUUUUAUUUAGAAAAUCGUACAUAGCUACUAUUAAAUGUUCGGUAGCCUUUUAUAAAACAGACUUGUAUUUGUUAAAAUAAUUCAGAAAUUAAUGAGAAUAAGUCUAUCAGUAGUCUAUAUUGUAUACUUCUUUUAUUAUUAUAAUUUCAACUUUUAGUAUUCGAUUGAUUAAAGAAACAGUUAGCACAUACAGUGUACAUACGCACGGACAGUCCUAAUCUGUCAGAAAGCACUAUCCUAGUCUCCCAUUUCUGAUUUUUUUUGUCACCCAAGUAUGGACGGCAAGAAUGACACAUUGACACGGGUGCAUCCUGAGUCAGGCCUCAGCGUUCUUGGCACCAACAUCCCUCCACUCCUAUCCCCUUUUGCUAUCUCUGCCGUGAAGCCGCAACUAUGCCUGUGCUUCCAAUUCAGGCUGGCGGAACCAUCAAUCUACACGGGCAAGCAGACUGCAUCGCCGCUUUGUCACCGCCGCCAUGCUCUUCUUCACUUGGUCGCACUCGUGCUGUAUGCGCACAGCUUAGACUGUGCGCCAUUGUCUGCCUUGCAGGUCCUUGCUCGGUUGAAUUGUGGUCACGCAUCGGCGAGCCACAAAGCACCAGAAGCUGAGGGUAAGCCCCACCACUGCUGCAGCGAAGGAACCCGUCGGUGGAAGCGAAGCGGUAGAACCGGAGCUGGAUGCGCCACCGCGGCAUCCUUGGAGAGUUGGAGACGCUUCUCCAGGUGCCAUGGUCACAGGCGGCAGGUCCACUCAUUUUGUGGAGCGAGGAACAGAACACAGAACCACGUGGUGCUGCCAUUGUUUUUAUUGAUGUGUUGCUUCUCCUUUUUUGACAGAUCCCAAAGAGAUUAUUGAGGCACCAAGAGAUGAGGAAAAUCACUGACAUGAGCAAGCAACCGACAUCAGAAAGGAAUCAGUUGGAAGAAUCAGAUGUACAUGCGCCAACUCUUGUUUUAUUCUUCAUAAUUAUCUUCCAAGAUGGUUAAACAUGACAUAGCAUU